AUGGCUGAAAUCGACGGCUCCUGUGACCCCGUCUUCCAUUCCGUCCGUGACCUUCUGCAACAGAAGCUUCGGGCCGGUAGUGAAGUUGGCGCUUCCCUUUGUGUCAAUAUCGACGGCAAGAAUGUCCUGGACCUCUGGGGUGGUCAUGCAGAUGAAAGCAAGACCAAGCCAUGGAAGAAAGACACCAUCACCGGAAUCUGGUCCUGUACGAAGAUCAUCACCGGUCUAGCCGCCCACAUGCUCGUGGACCGCGGCCUGCUCGACAUGAACGAGAAAGUGGCUACCUACUGGCCCGAAUUUGCGGCGAACGGCAAAGACAACGUCAAGGUCUCACAUCUCCUGAGCCAUUCCUCCGGGGUGCCAGCCUGGGAGGGCGCGAUCACGGCCGCGGAGAUGCAAGACGUGGAGAAAUCCACCGAGCGGCUCGCAGGACAGGCACCAUGGUUUGCCCCAGGCUCACAGAGCGCAUACCAAUUGACCAACCACGGCCAUAUGAUCGGCGAGCUCGUGCGACGCAUCGCGGGAAAGCCGCUGACCCAGUUCCUCGCCGAAGAGAUCGCGACGCCUCUGGCGGCUGACUUCCAGCUUGGACUGCCCGAAGCCGACUGGGCCCGAACCGCCGACAUUGUUCCCUUCUCGCCGGAUGCUAUGGCUAAUCUUCAGCUGGACCCGACCAGCAUCCUCGCUAGGGCUCUUGUCGGGUCUCUCAUGAUCCCUGAUCUUCCUAAUGACCCCGGGUUUAGGAACGCCGAGAACGGGGCCAUAGGCGGAUUCGCCAAUGCGCGUGCCCUGGCGCGCAUCGCAUCCAUAGUCUCGCUGGAUGGUACUGUCGAUGGGAGGCGGUAUCUUGCCCCUGAGACCCUGGAUGAAAUGAUGAAAGAGCAAGUCCGAGGCUUGGAUUCGGUUCUCUUCCUUGAUGUGCGCUUUGCGCUUGGACUCGCGCUGCCAUCGAGCAACAGUAUGCCUGCCAUUCCUGAAGAUGCGGGCAUCUGUUUCUGGGGCGGUUGGGGAGGAUCUAUGGUCGUCAUGGAUCGCGGCCGGCGGAUGACGAUCGCGUAUGUCAUGAACAAGAUGGAGUACCGGUCUCUUGGAAGCGCAAAUGCCGAGGCAUAUAUUCGGGAGAUUUACCAGUGCUUGGAUGUUGGCAAGGGAGUGUAG
This is a messenger RNA of Aspergillus bombycis, 1158 nucleotides long. Its product is annotated as serine hydrolase domain-containing protein. The transcript has a single exon. The record is from RefSeq and is a predicted model, not a curated record. Bases 1 to 1158 code for a protein of 385 amino acids. NCBI's taxonomy places the organism in Eukaryota, Fungi, Ascomycota, Eurotiomycetes, Eurotiales, Aspergillaceae.